AUGCCAAAACGAGAAACGAGCGGAGAAGGUAAGGAAGCGGAGAGCGAGAAACAAACGGAGAAGACGAGCGGAGAAGGUAAGGAAGCGGAGAGCGAGAAACAAGCGGAGAAGACGAUCGGAGAACACCAUUUUAGAGGUCAAACGUGGUCACAACAAAGAUUACUUUCAUGCAUUUGCUACUGUUUCUACACUAUCACUCAACCAUUUUCUGUACUACAAUUUACAGUUUCAGAUACGCGCACCAUGUCUAGGGCUCCCAUUCUCAUUAAGGAGCUGGUCCAAGGGAACCAGGUGUGGAAAAUGCACAUCAGGGUCGUUGACCUGUGGGUUGUUACAGAAAAAACAGGGUAUCAACACCUAGAGUGUGUUCUACAAGAUGGAACGGGUGACCAAAUCCAUGUGACCACUAGCCGUUGGGAUUUUAAAGAUUGGAUAGAGCAGAUCAAAGAGCACGAAACUUAUUAUCUGUAUAAUGGGGAGCCUGUGGCUAAUGAUGGCCCUUUGAAAGUAUGUUCGAACCCUCUCAAGAUUCUUUUUAAUGGAGGCACUACUCUCACCAAGGUGGACAUGCCGGACAUCCCACCAUACAAAUUCAACUUCCAUUCCAUUGAAAACUUUCUCAAUGGACAUUUCAAGCCUGAUAUGCUCUAUGAUGUUAUUGGUGUCUUGCAAGAUGUUGUUAAGACACAAAUGGGGGGUGGGGGUAAGAAGUCCUGUACCAAUAUCACAUUACGUGACGUUGUGGGAAAUGCCAUUGAAGUUGCUUUAUGGGGUGAUUUUAGCAAACAAUUCAUGGACUACAAGACUCUUGGCAAACAUGUUGGUCCCACAAUUAUCAUUUUGACUCAUGCUUGGUGUAAGCCCAAUACAGGUCUUUUUGGAGCAGCUGAUUUGUCAAAUGCAUCCAACCUUUCUCUAUCACUAACUUGUGAUUCAUCCAUUCAAUCCACAAACCAGAAUUGGACUAGUCGUAAUGAGGUCAGGACUAUCCGUGACAUUUAUGAAGGAGAAAAGGAUUGUUUUGCAACUACUAUUGGAACUACCAAACGAUUCAAGGCUUCAAGGUUUGGAUGGUUUUUUGAGAGCUGCCCAGGAUGUAAGAUUUCUAUCAAGUCCGUUGGAGGGAAAGUUGAGUGCCACUGUGGAGUUAAAGAUGUUGAACCAAUUACUAAAUUCAAAAUAGAAGUUGAAGUUGAAUAUGAUGGCUUUAAUGGAACCUUUGUCUUUUGGGAUAAGGAUUGUGUCCCAUAUACUAAACUGUCUGCUAAAGAGUUAAGAAAGCUCAUGAUAGCGAAUGGAGAAGACAACCCAAAAAUAUGGCCGGCUCAAGUUGACAAUUUGUUGAAUAAGGAAAUGGCGUUCCGUAUCAAAUUUCAAUCAUCUUACAAACAGUAUUCAAUUGUGACAAUUCUUAAUGAGGAUAAUGUUUACAACAAACUUAAGGGAUACCUAACCCCGAAUGAGGAGCAUACAUCAAAUGCUCUUGUUUUGGAGAUCUCCAAUUCUGAUCCAAAUCAUGAGCCAACUGAACCUAUUAUGACACUAUCUGCUCAAGCUUCGAUAUCUCCUCAACCUUCGUCUGCAAGCUCCGGCAGCACACCUGCCAAGAGGGGAGCUAUUUCAACAUCAGUUAAUGAGUUGAUUGAUGCUGAAGAUCUGACUCCUAAACAAUCUGCUACUAAGGCUAAGACUGCAAGAAAGAUCAAGCAUAUCAAGAAGGAGUAA
This is a messenger RNA of Vicia villosa (hairy vetch), 1725 nucleotides long. RefSeq lists its product as uncharacterized. NCBI's taxonomy places the organism in Eukaryota, Viridiplantae, Streptophyta, Magnoliopsida, Fabales, Fabaceae. The transcript is spliced from 10 exons. The record is from RefSeq and is a predicted model, not a curated record. The coding region runs from base 1 to 1725 and encodes 574 amino acids.